ACGCCGCCACCGCCUCCCCUCGGCUCCCGGUCUCCCUCCGCUCGCUCGCUCUCUCGCCUUCUUCCGCCCUCGCCCCUUCAGCCGCCGUCCACUGCUCCGUGCUCCGUGCUCUGAGCCCCGAGCUCCCCUCACCCCGCCUCUCCCCCUCCCCCAGCCCCUCCUCUCCUCACCCCACCCUGCCUCCCUCCCUCCCUCCGCCCGCCCGCCCGGCGCUCGCAGAGCCGACACCAGGGGGGCUCUCGAUGUAGCACCAUGACAGGCAUCGCCGCCGCCUCCUUCUUCUCCAAUACCUGCCGAUUCGGGGGCUGCGGACUCCACUUCCCCACCCUGGCCGACCUCAUCGAGCACAUCGAGGACAACCACAUCGAUACAGAUCCACGUGUUUUAGAGAAACAGGAACUACAGCAGCCAACUUAUGUUGCCCUCAGUUACAUUAAUAGAUUCAUGACGGAUGCUGCACGCAGAGAGCAGGAGUCCCUAAAGAAGAAGAUUCAGCCCAAACUCUCACUGACCCUGUCCAGUUCUGUGUCUCGAGGGAAUGUGUCUACCCCACCUCGCCACAGCAGUGGAAGCCUUACUCCCCCCGUGACCCCGCCCAUCACCCCUUCCUCUUCGUUCCGAAGCAGCACUCCAACAGGAAGUGAGUAUGAUGAGGAGGAGGUGGACUAUGAGGAGUCUGACAGCGAUGAGUCCUGGACCACAGAGAGCGCCAUCAGCUCCGAAGCCAUCCUCAGCUCCAUGUGCAUGAAUGGUGGGGACGAGAAGCCUUUUGCCUGCCCAGUUCCCGGAUGUAAAAAGAGAUACAAGAAUGUGAAUGGCAUAAAGUACCAUGCUAAGAAUGGUCACAGAACACAGAUUCGUGUCCGCAAACCAUUCAAAUGUCGUUGUGGGAAGAGUUAUAAGACAGCUCAGGGCCUGCGGCACCACACAAUCAAUUUCCAUCCCCCGGUGUCAGCUGAGAUUAUCAGGAAGAUGCAGCAAUAAUACGCUGGUCAUAACUGUGCCAAGAAAUCCUCACCAGCAGUUGCUGAUUUUGAAAACAGCCACCUUUUUUUCAGGGGAAGCAUUCAGCAACCCUUUAAAAAAUUAAAUGCAUGCUUUAAAUUUUUCUGUAAUUUUGGAAUGAUGUAUCUUUGUAGAGUUACUGAUUUUGUACAUUUGCACAUGUAAUCACCAUACCCAUUUUCAUUACUUUGAUAUAAGGUGCUAAACAAACAACAACAAAAAGCUCUAGGUCUUCAGCACAUUUCCCCCAAAACAAAAUAAAAUUGAGGGCAUGUUGCAUAUUGUUUAGUUGUAUUGAAUUGACAUCAACUGGGGGGGGGAGGGGCUGGCACUGAGAUUUUUUUCCCCCAAGAUUGUAAUGUGAUUGAAAUUUUUCAACACAUCAACUCACUAUGUUUAAAACCAAAAUAAUACCUUCAUUAUCAAACUGGUUACCAUGCCUUACAUAAUGGAGUAUUUGUGAGUAGAAAGACUUUAGGUGAUGGAAGUAUAAAUAAGAAUGUUUAACAUAAUAUGCUAAAAUAUUUUCAUAUUUAACAUACAUAAAAGGUGUGCUUUCUGUGUUUUAUAUUGUCUUGCAAAUCCUUUUGCCCUUUAACAAGCUGAAAGUCUUGCCAUCUAACUUACCGAUCAUUUCAGUGUUAAAACUGGCAUUUUUGUACAAAAUAAUCUAUUGAGUUCACUCAUUAUGUUCAUUGAGUGCCUGUAGGUGCAAGGGAUUCCAUUUAUGCCUCUUAAUAUUUGUGGACCAAGAUACCAGUUUAGUGAAAUACUUUUCCCUGAAGUCUAUUAGAAAACACUUUGAAAUACGUGCAAAUUUUGUGUGUGCAACUUAGUUUUGUCUUCAUCAUUAGGUGAAGUUUUAAAGCACUUUGUAGUUCUCUAUUGCCAACAAAUUUAAUGUUUUAUGUGUUGCCAAUUCUUGCAACCAUUGCCCUAACAAGUCUGUGGCUUUGCAGGUCAGAAUUAAAAUUCCAAGCAAGUUUCAUAAAGGACAUUUUUGUUAAGACCCCCCCCACACACACACACCUGAUGCCUCUUCUUUGAGACCAUUUUAUUUUGACUUUUUUUUUUUAAAGGCACUUUUCCCAUUACAUUGUAGAUGUCUGUAUUCCUACUGGAAAUGUCUGUUUCGCUUCAUAAAAACAUUUUGAUGAAAUAUGAAAUUGAGCCUUAUUGACAAUUAAGUGCUUCUUGGAGUAAGUAGUCAAAGAGUGACUGAUAUAUGAUCUAUUUAAGAGUAAUCUAAGUCUGGACCAUUCCUGAAGUUUUUUCUCACCAACAAUACCAUCAUGCCUUGAGUGUUCUUUUCUCCCAAGUGCUAUUCCUUAUACAUUAGAGUUUACCAACUGCCUAAUUAUGCAAUAAAAUUGCUUUGAGAAGGCUAACUGCCCACAAAACUGGUGAAAGAGACUUGAAUUUCUGAUUAAAUAGCUUUCUUUACAUGUUCCCAUUUUAUGAAAGUCUUAGAGCUGGGAAACAGGUGUCCCUCCUCAGUUUCAGUCAUUUUUGAAAGGAUGACAAUUUUGUUAGCCAGAUAGGUAAGCUUCUAUAUUCUUGUGUUGUGAAUCCCUCAUAAUGAGAGAUUUAAAGUAUUUAUAAAGACACUGCCCUCUAAAAAUUUCCUCAGAUCUCUGAAGAGUCAUCUUGGUUGUGAAUACAAAGUAUUAUCCUAUUCAUUUAAAAGGGUGAUCCAGACAUGAGAAGCAACUAGUUGGUGCACAAGAAGGCCCUAUUUGGCUAUUUCAUAUCUACCUAUAAUUGACCAGAUUUUUUUUUUUUUUUAAGGAAAGUGAUUAUUAUUUAGCUUUUGCUCCUUCUAGUGCAAGAAACUGCAGACUGGAUCAGUAGUUCAACAGCUAAACAGUCAUGAAAUAGUCAAUGUGCAUGUUAAAUUACUUUCAACUACAAAACAAAUUCCCAUUUCUAUUUACUUAUUCAUUGUGACAGUAUUACUAAACAGGUAUGGAUGGGAAUAUUUUGUUAUACUGUGUAUAGUGAAUGUAUUGUAAUGUGUCUGUGAAAACUGUGCUUUAAAUUAUAUUUUCAUAUGUUUUGUUGGGGACAGAACACAUUAUGUUUGAAAGCAACAGAAGUUUGUUUUAGAACUGAAGGCAACUUAAUGAAUCAAAAUUCCUGUCAAGAAAAGCUGCUUAUAAAUGUAAAUGAAAUCACAUUUAAAAUAAACUGCCUCUGACCCAAAAUAAA
Molecule: messenger RNA, 3213 nt
Organism: Erinaceus europaeus (western European hedgehog)
Lineage: Eukaryota; Metazoa; Chordata; Mammalia; Eulipotyphla; Erinaceidae
Gene: JAZF1
Product: JAZF zinc finger 1
Exons: 5
Coding region: 253-984 (243 amino acids)
Cellular component (GO): nucleus
Source: RefSeq, a predicted model, not a curated record